Cyprinus carpio (common carp) is the source of this 2391-nucleotide messenger RNA. RefSeq names its product CDK5 and ABL1 enzyme substrate 2-like. Gene Ontology annotation, biological process: regulation of cell cycle. Lineage: Eukaryota; Metazoa; Chordata; Actinopteri; Cypriniformes; Cyprinidae. The record is from RefSeq and is a predicted model, not a curated record.
UCUCUCUCUCGCUCUCUUCUGUCAGAGCGCGCCUGUGGAAUUAUUUCAAACGCUUCAUGACUCAUCAGCCAAUGAAAUCCGCGCACGCUCUAUCUAUUUACUAAAAUCCUGUCCUCUAAGCCAAUCAGGUGCGAGUGGGCGUGUCCGGGCGAGUCGCGCCGGGGUAGAAACAGAGCUGAGCAGCAGCGGAGCUGUUUACUUGAGAAUGGCCGCUGCUGCGUGCAGUACGCAGAGCACACUGAACCCGUGCACUGGCAAACUUCACAGAGAGCAUCUGCGGAAAAGACAAGCUGCGCUUUUCUUUCUCACUAAUAUAUCCUUGGACGGACGUCCUGUGCGGAACGAUGUGAGCGCAGCGGGCCCAAGUGAUGCCGAGUUUCAGUGCUCUGAGAUCGGCGCGACUGUGAGCGAACUGUCCGCUGCGGCGAGUGGCGAUGGGACCUUCUCCAGCCUCUCUGUCCCCAGACUCGGGCUGCUCAACGUCCCGCCCAUCCUGGUUCUGCCAUCGGAUUCUGGGUUUAGUAACGUCGGGAGUACCGACAUCUUCUUGGAGAGGGAGAGGGGCUCGUUCUCCUCGCAGAGCAAUCUCCUGUCCCCGUGCAGUCUGCAGCCCACUCCGCUCGGAGCGCGGAAGUCUCCGACGCUGCUGUCAGUGCAGAGCUGCGGCUCUUCGCUGGAGUCUCGACCGCGGAGUCGGAACCCAUCUGGCUCUCCUCGUCCACGCUCCGUGAAGAAAGUCCACUUUAUUAAGAACAUGAGGCAGUAUGACACCAGGGGCAGCAGGAUCGUGCUUAUCUGCGCCAAAAGGUCUUUGUGUGCCGCCUUCUCUGUGCUGCCCUAUGGAGAGAGCUUUCAUAUCAGUGAUCCUCAUCUGGAUGCUCAGCGGCGGAGGCACUCAUCUGGAGGAAUAUCCACUACCCUAGAGAUGCUUCCGGGGCUGGAGGGGGUGGAGCUGGACAUGUACGGCAGGACGGUGUCGUACGCUCAAUUCCUGUACCCCACUAACGCUCUGGACCACCACAAGCCCGCAGUGGAUCUUGCCCUACCCAUGCCCUUUUCCAGAAACAGCAUCCCUUGCAGUUAUCCUCCCUCUCGCCUCAACAGCACCAUCGGCCUGGACCUGGGCCUUGAAGACCCUGACUAUGACCCUAACGUGCUCAGUGACCCACGGUGGCCAUGUGGAAAACACAAAAGAGUGCUCAUCUUUGCCUCAUACAUGACAACAGUAAUAGAGUACGUCAAACCAUCAGAUCUGAAGAAGGACAUGAAUGAGACCUUUAAGGAAAAAUUCCCCCACAUCAAACUCACACUGAGCAAAAUCAGAAGUUUGAAGAGAGAAAUCUGUUCAGUGGGAGAGGAGUCUUCCUUGCAGCCGGUCACCAUAGCCAUGGCAUUUGUGUACUUCGAGAAGCUGGUCCUACAGGGGCGUCUCAACAAGCAGAACAGGAAGCUGGUGGCGGCCGCAUGCCUCCUACUCGCCGCCAAGAUUAGCAGCGACCUGAAGAAACAAGAGGUCAAACAACUGAUUGAUAAAUUGGAGGAGAGGUUUCGGAUUAGCCGUCGGGAGCUGAUUGUUUUCGAGUUCACUAUCUUGGUGGCUCUGGAAAUGGCACUUUACCUACCGGAGAGUAAAGUCAUGCCCCACUACCGCAGGCUACUGCAGCAGACCUGACGUGGGUGGAGCGGAGGUUCAGGGCCGUUGUGAAUAUGCAGAUGAGAUGCAUAAAGCAGCCGAACUUGUGGGACUCUGCGUUCCCGCUAUAUUGCAGUUUGAGGUAUCAGAGCGAAUACACAUCAACACAAAGCUCUAAAGAAGAACUGACGUUCCAAGUGAUGCUUUUUAUAGCAAUCUGGCAAGCAGCAUUUCUUUUUUUCAUGGCUGUCUGUUUUUGUGACCAACAUGGGAAUACUGCUGAGAAAAACAACACGGAUCUUCUUUUAUUGAAAACAGAAGGACUAAACACUUAAACGACAAGGGAGGAGUUUAACUCUUAAAAUGUACAAGUGUGCAUGCAUGUUGUUAACAUUCCGUAUCUAUUUACCAAAAAUAACUUUUAUUUAAUUUAGACCUGUCCUUUUAUAUAGAACAGCCUACCAUUCACUGUAACACUAAAGCACUUUAAUAUAUGUACUUUUUUCAUGUAAAACCUUAUGCAAUAAUAAUAUAGUCAUUAGUACAGAUUACAUAAUAUACAGUAUAUGCACAUACUUUAGUAGCAUACUCAGAAAGUGUUACUGAGUGAUUGACUAAAUCUAACUUAGUAUUUAAACCUAGUAUGUUCUUUGUCAUUGAUAAGGCUUGAUUUUAUUGUGAUGAGUUCUCUAUAUUAGAGCUGAUUUCAAGAAUAGCACAUUUUCAGUGCUGCCGUGAUGUUCUCACUUUUUCUUUUU